AUGCUACACCCUGUAGCGGUUUAUGAAGAAAUGGCAUGCAUGAGGAAACAGCAGGACCCUGUAGCGGUUUCUUCAGAAUGCGACAAUCUAAAAAUAAAUAUAUUGCAAAAAUUGAGCGUGUGCGGGACAAAGUGGGUGAAGAAGCUGUUCUACAAGAUUCCUAUUGUGGUUGUGUCAACUGGCGUGAAAUAUGAAACAUUCGUGAUAGGGUCCGAUGAAGAUAUGCAGGUAUUAUUUCAUUGUCAGGAGAGUUUUCCGGAAGUGAGGAUACAUGAGUUGUUUGCGAAGUUGGAACACGGCACCGAUAGUUCUGAGGCAUCGGUGCCAAAUCCUCAAUUGACUACGAUGGGGGGUGCUUCUACAUCAAUGCCUGUCGUUGCACCUGAUUGUUUGUUGGCUAAUCGUCCAUGUGGUGCAGUUGGGGUAGUUAUAUCAGCCUAUCCGAUUGCAGACGUUGGAUGUGAGGGUGAACCGGAUCGGGUUGAAAAUGCGAUGCGAGAGGAUGAUUCGGAUGAAGAGCCUGCUGACAUUGGUGGGGACAGUGAUGAUGAUAUUCCUACAAACCCAACAACACGUCAGGUACCGUCAAGUUUCGGCACAUAUCAACAUGCUCCACACUUCUCUACCCUGAACUUAGAAGCCAUCAGCCAACCGCCGGACAUAGGUCCUACCUUUGGGGGUCAAGGAUUGCACGAGGGAAAUGCUGCAGGUGAUAAAAUCGGAUCAUCUAAGUAUCAUGGGAGGUGCAAGGAGUUUGAUAAAGGUUGCACGUGGAUGAUUCGCAUCACACUUUGGCAGCAAAAGAGUACCUGGAAGGUUCGACGGUACAACGGACCACACAAUUGCUUGGCUACAUCGAUAUCAAGUGACUACCGACAACUUGAUUAUCAUGUCAUUUAUGCGAAGAUCUUUCCUCUAGUUCGAGCCGAUGCGGAGGUUUCGAUAAAUGUGUUGCAAGAAGCUACUGAAGCAACGUAUCGGUUCAGGCUUAGUUACAGGAAGGCCUGGAUGGUUAAACAGAAGGUAGUAGCACAGAUCUACGGAGAUUGGGAAGAGUACUAUGCCGAGCUGCCCCGUUCGAUCCUUGGUGUGCAGUCUACCAUGGAGGGAACAGUUGCGUUAUUGAAGACUUCUCCGGUUCGAGUCGGUGAUCAAGUUGACGAUUCUACCGUGUACUUUCAUCGUCUUUUUUGGACAUUUCCUCCUUGUGUUGAAACUUUCCGACAUUGCAAGACUCUGAUAAGUAUAGACGACACUCAUCUUUAUGGCAAGUAUGGCGGCACUUUGCUUCUGGCUAUCGUGCAAGAUGGAAACUCCAACAUCUUGCCAAUUGCUUUUGCCCUCGUGGAAGGGAAAAUGCGGAGUCAUGGUUUUUCUUCCUGA
Messenger RNA from Arachis ipaensis, 1383 nucleotides. RefSeq lists its product as uncharacterized. Lineage: Eukaryota; Viridiplantae; Streptophyta; Magnoliopsida; Fabales; Fabaceae. The record is from RefSeq and is a predicted model, not a curated record.